Rhizopus microsporus ATCC 52813 is the source of this 1633-nucleotide messenger RNA. Its product is annotated as pyruvate kinase. Gene Ontology annotation, cellular component: cytoplasm. The transcript is spliced from 9 exons. Gene Ontology annotation, molecular function: pyruvate kinase activity; magnesium ion binding; potassium ion binding. The record is from RefSeq and is a predicted model, not a curated record. NCBI's taxonomy places the organism in Eukaryota, Fungi, Mucoromycota, Mucoromycetes, Mucorales, Rhizopodaceae. Bases 14 to 1606 code for a protein of 530 amino acids. Gene Ontology annotation, biological process: glycolytic process.
AUUCUUAAAAAAAAUGGCUCCUCUUCUUACACCUGACAUCACUUCUAACGUCCAAUGGAUCGCUCAAAUGAACGUUGACGUUGAGCCUACUCAUGGACGUAAGACUUCCAUCAUCUGUACUAUUGGCCCUAAAACAAAUAGCGUUGACUCCAUUACCGAACUUCGAAACGCUGGUUUAAAUGUCGUCCGUAUGAACUUUUCCCAUGGUUCUUAUGAAUAUCAUCAGUCUGUCAUCGAAAACACUCGUAAAAGUGUCGAGCUCUAUCCUGGCCGUCCAGUAGCUAUUGCCCUUGACACAAAGGGUCCCGAAAUCCGUACGGGUAACAUGAAGGAUAAUGCUGAGAUCCCAGUUACGAUUGGACACGAAAUGACAUUUAGCGUUGAUGACCAAUACAUGAAUGAAGGAACGGACGAAGUGAUCUAUAUUGAUUACAAGAACCUACCCAAGGUGAUUGAAGUAGGCAAGAAGGUCUUUAUUGAUGAUGGUGUCUUGUCCUUUGAAGUAUUAGAGGUAAACGAGGACAACAUCCGCGUUGUUGCAAAGAACAACGGUAAGCUCUGUUCUCGUAAAGGUGUUAACCUGCCCAACACGCCUGUUGACCUUCCUGCCUUGUCUGAGAAGGAUGUUGCUGACUUGAGGUUUGGCGUUGAACAAAAGGUCGACUUCAUUUUUGCUUCCUUUAUUCGUCGUGGUCAAGAUAUCCGUGAUAUCCGCCAUGUCUUGGGUGAGGAUGGCAAGAAUAUCAAGAUUAUAGCCAAAAUUGAAAACCAUCAAGGUGUUGAAAACUUUGAUGAUAUUGUCGCUGAAACAGAUGGUGUCAUGGUUGCUCGUGGGGAUAUGGGUAUCGAAAUCCCUCUUGAACGUGUCUUUAUUGCUCAAAAGAUGAUGAUCACCAAGUGCAAUCUGGCUGGCAAGCCUGUUAUCUGUGCCACUCAGAUGUUGGAAUCCAUGACAUAUAAUCCAAGGCCAACUCGUGCUGAAGUGUCUGACGUGGCUAAUGCAGUUCUUGAUGGUGCUGACUGUGUCAUGCUUUCUGGCGAAACCGCUAAAGGUAAUUAUCCGAUAGAGGCCGUCAAGACAAUGCACGAUAUUUGUAAGCUGGCAGAAUCCGUGAUUUGCUAUCCUGCACUUUUCAAUGAACUUCGCAGCCUUACGGCUUUACCAACAGAGACGACAGAGACAGUUGCCUGUGCAGCUGUUGCUGCUGCCCAUGAACAAAAUGCAGGCUGUAUUAUUGUAUUGACAACUUCUGGCAAAUCGGCGCGUUUGAUAUCCAAAUACAAGCCUCAUGCACCCAUUGUUGUCGUUACACGUAACCCUCAAACUGCUCGGCAAAUCCAUCUCUACAGAGGCUGCUUCCCUUUCCAUUAUCCCAAAGCUUCAUCAGCCAUCACUCCUCGUUUGACCACCUCACAAACACUUUUGAGUCCCGCUGAAAAUGCUCCUUGGCAAGAAGAUGUUGACCAUAGAAUUAGAUGGGGCAUGGAGCAGGCUAUGAAGUAUGGUUUACUAACUCCUGGUGAGCCCGUCGUUGCUGUCCAAGGAUGGAAAGGCGGCCUUGGUAACACGAAUACCCUUCGUAUUAUUUAUGCCCCAACACCUUAAAAAAGAAUAUAUUUUUGUCAUAUUCAC